This is a messenger RNA of Mytilus trossulus (common blue mussel), 1520 nucleotides long. RefSeq names its product transmembrane matrix receptor MUP-4-like. The record is from RefSeq and is a predicted model, not a curated record. Gene Ontology annotation, biological process: anatomical structure development. Bases 132 to 1442 code for a protein of 436 amino acids. The transcript has 11 exons. Gene Ontology annotation, cellular component: extracellular region; cell surface. Gene Ontology annotation, molecular function: signaling receptor binding. NCBI's taxonomy places the organism in Eukaryota, Metazoa, Mollusca, Bivalvia, Mytilida, Mytilidae.
UGAUUACGUAACACACAAUUUGUACACAAACAAGCGAUGCAUAAAUGUUACAUGAUAAUGGAGGAAUCAUCCAUAUGAGUGUAUGCGUCGAUUAGUUUUCACUGGUAGUUUUCUUUAUUUCGUAAUUAGAUAUGACACGGACAAGCGGAUGGUUUACAGGGAUGAUUUUAUUUUCAUCUGUUUAUUACGUUUCCUGUGGACAUUUUUGUGAAAGACAAAGCCAAUACCAGUAUGACACUUGUCUUUCGGGUGGUUACGGGUGUGAAGAUUACACAACUUACAGAAAAGUCAUUUGCUGCGAUGGAUGGGAAGGAUAUACUUGCGAUGUUCCCAUAUGUGAUCCUCCCUGUAACGGUGGUGAAACCUGCUAUGGUCCUGGUACAUGUCGCUGUUCAAACAAAACUGUAGAAGGAGUAUGUUCUGGUUAUGCGUGUUUUCCGCCUUGUCAACACGACGGGGAAUGUUAUGAACAAAAUAGAUGUUCCUGUCGACCAGGUUAUGCGGGUGAUUUCUGUGAUGUUAGUCCAUCUGAUAUUAUAUUUGUGGUAGACGACUCGGGUAGUGUCGGACAUGAUCAUUUCCGUGUAACCAUGGAGUAUCUUGCCAAUGCUGUUAAUAGACUUCCUGUUAGAUAUGACUUAGUACGUAUUGGAAUGGCUUUAUUCAGUGGCUCUGCUAGAAAAAUCUUUGACCUCGAUGAUCAUUUCACAAAAGAACACAUAACAGACGCUAUAUUGAAAACAUCUUUUGGAAGUGGCGGAACAAAUAUUGAUGGUGCUCUUGGUUACACUUGUGAAAAUAUGUUUCAACUCGAGUCAGGAGAUCGAACCCAUGUCCAGAAUAUAUUAGUGUUGAUAACUGAUGGGCAGUCAUCAGAGGUAAACAAACAUGGACUGUUAAAAUGUAACAACAAAAACGUAACAAUAAUUGGAAUAGGAAUUGGUAGCAACAUUGAUGAAGAUCAACUUAGAUAUUUAGUCUCCAAACCGGAGUAUUACUUUGAUACAACCUACGAUAACCUAGAUACAACUUUGCCAAAACUUAUAGAAACUAUAACAGAUUUUUGUCCACCAGGAUGUAAAAAUGGCGGUACUUGCAUUUCUCGAGGAAAAUGUCAAUGUCCAAAUGGAUAUGCAGGAUUGCUUUGUGAAACGAAGGUGACAUGCAGUCCAGGAUGCAAGAACAACGGAACAUGUUACAACACGAACAGAUGCAGAUGUCUCGUUGGUUAUAGAGGAGAUGUGUGUACGAUUCCUAUCUGCAAUCCUGAAUGUAAGAACAAUGGAACUUGUUCUGAACCUGACAUAUGUAUUUGUGAAAAGGGAUACGAAGGAGGCGUGUGUGAAGUGAAUCAAAACUCAAGAUCUGCAUACAUUCUGAGUGGGUCGCCUGUUUUUCUUUUAUUAACGUUUUGCAUAUUGAAAGUAUUGAGCUUAUUUUGAAGAGAGAAAAGAAUAGUUUUAAAUGUCUCGUAUAAUAAUUGUUACAAGUAACUGUGUAUUUCUUUUAAAAUAGCGGUU